GGAUGAUUAGCUUAUAGGUCAAUUGUAUUAACCGUUAUAGCUCUCUUCCUGUUGUUGAAGGCGCGGAGCCGAACAUCUAAAAAAUAGAGUUUGCCGCCAGACGCGCGGAACGCGCCUAUCCCACAUUUGAGCCAAUCCAUUCCCACUUCAACCUCGACUUUCCUUUUCAGCACAUCAACCCAUCAAUCUAAGCAUAUAACACCAAGGACCUCCCAUUUCCUUACCUAGCUAACAGUGGCCAAGAGCCGGUAGUAAACGGCUCUGAUAAACUUUGGGUUCUCAACGUCGUUGCCAAACCUUAGAUGCCAAACCUUAGAUGCCAAUCCAAAGCAUCAUUGGAAGCAUAUUCAAAAUUGACGUCAAUUUCGCAGUUCAGAAUGCCUCCCAGCAGUUUCUAUUUCGCACGGGAAGUCUCGUACUUCUCAGUGCCGUUUCUCUCUCUUUCUCUUCUACAACCCUUCAAACAUCCGCUACCCAGUUAACACUUACGCUCUCAAGAUCUAUCUAUAUUAUUACAAGUCUAUACUUGUUUCCCAAGUCUACAGAGCAACUCAAGCAAGCCCACCACUCUGAUUGACUCUCUUGAACUUUUAAGACCACUGCUGCACCAAAAGCACGCAUCAAAAAUCGAAUAUAGCUCCGCUCUCAAGCGUAUUACAUUACAGAGAUCUUCAAUAUCGCAAGGCCACCAUAUUUCCAACCUCCGUUGCGAAAAUGGCCCGAAUUUUAGAGAUCUCAAAAAAGGCCUAUGGCCGUUUCCAUUCCAUCUGCCGCUCCGCCAAAGCACGUAUCCGGCGUUCUGGAAACACCAAACCCGUUGCUCCGGAGCCUUCUCCGGAGCCAGCGGCCAUGCCUAGGCCUGCCGUCUCUCGCCCAAGCCCACCUCCAAGGCCCAUGACUCUCAGAGUUGGAAGCGCUACUGGUAGCUCUCAUUCAUCCAGCGGCCGAUCUUUCUUCUCUUCUCCAAGGCCUUUGGUUCCCGGAGUUGGAGGCACCCCUGGACCCAACACCCCAUCAUCCUCGCUGGACGAAAAUCCAUUUGACAAAAGUGACAUAGUCGGAGUAGCCCCAGUUGUGGGCUUCCGCAUGCCAUCCAGGAAAGCUCAACUGAUCAUGCAAGCUUACCGAUUCGGUCAAGAGCACGGAUGCCCCGUUAGCGACCUGAACUUCCAAGGCUGGCUUGCAUGCGUUAAGUUGAACACCACCGUCUACUUCCGAUCCAACGCCAGGAUCGUGGACGGCGAACUCAUCCUAAAACUGGAUGUUGCAAAGCGGGCCAUCAACCCUUCUUUCAAAGCCUACCUGCAAAUCGGGGUGCUGGACAACAUGAUCCCAGAACUGUAUAUGAAAUUCUCCAAAUUCUGCUUCGACCAGCAUGGAGCGGACUCGAACGUCUUCAUCCAAUAUCCCAACAGCGACGCUGAAGUGCGCGCAACCAUGAUUACAGACCCGCGAACAAAAGUGCGCGAUAUGCGUGUUACCUUGUGGUGCAAUCUGGGGGAAUGCGAAAGCCCUAUCGACCAGCGGCGCGAUAACAACGCUGGGUCUUAUCACGACCCUUCCUUAAUGGGCGGUUGCCGCAUCAUCAGCCCCGAGGAGUCGCUUUACUUGAAGCACUUUGACGAUAAGUUGCCUUCGAAAUUCGGAGACUACUUGUCAUCCGGGCGAAUGUUAGCGGGGUCAUUUGGGAACUGAAUUGCGACGCAUGGGGUGUGUCGUACGCAGCUUCCAAGCUCCCGGAUAUUUUCUUUUUAUUACUCCUUGCGUCCUGCUCUCCUCAAUUCAGAAUGCUAACAGUCAGAGGGGCAUGGAUGUUACAUGGUCAGAAUGAUUUUGUUUGCGUUAUCUUGCUACGGUGUUCGGUAAAUAGCAUCCAUCAUGUACUUCAAUUCUGUGUGAUCUUCACUCCCCUACCUCAAAUUGUCACCUUGGGGGAAUAUUUACACUAUUCUUUUGCAUGUAUAUAUAUGUUUCUCUUUCUGCAUUUUCGUCUUUCCAUCCAACCAAAAUUGCCAGACACACAUGUUUUUGUUAAAUGUUGAAUGUUCACAAAACUGCUCAGAGUUCAAAUUGUCAAUAUAUUUAUAUGUAUGAUGAUGGUUUCAAUUUUUGCCCUCAACCAUCAACCUUACUUAUUCUUAUGAUUUGAAAGAGGGGUACAAACACGCAUGUCCGUUGGGUUUUGAUGUGUACAUGUAUAUUAAUUACUACAAUUCAUGUUUUCUACCUGUUUAACAGAUCUAUACCAAAUACUAAGGGAAAAAGCAAGUAAGGUCUGCCGACGUUCCUGUCAUCAUUUCCACAUAAUCUAGGUACUCUUGAGGGGAUACAACAAAUGGAAACCUGGGAACGGCCAGUCAAAGCUAUCACCUCUACUCCGUAC
Molecule: messenger RNA, 2383 nt
Organism: Blastomyces dermatitidis ER-3
Lineage: Eukaryota; Fungi; Ascomycota; Eurotiomycetes; Onygenales; Ajellomycetaceae
Exons: 1
Coding region: 715-1695 (326 amino acids)
Source: RefSeq, a predicted model, not a curated record